Ambispora gerdemannii is the source of this 579-nucleotide messenger RNA. The record is from the annotation of a GenBank genome assembly. Lineage: Eukaryota; Fungi; Glomeromycota; Glomeromycetes; Archaeosporales; Ambisporaceae.
AUGAGCUUUGAAAAUGAAUUUUUGCCUUUUUGGAAGAAGUUUAUAACUAAUUCUGAUACGAGAAAACAACUAAAUGAAGAAAAGAAAAUAGAUGACAAAGGUGAGGAAAAGAUAAUUAAAAAGGGCAUCCAAUUGGCGAAUUUCAAUGGAAAAUAUGAAAGUCCUAGAAAACCUACUACUGAAGAAACUCUGUCGACAAUUACGGAAGCCGUUGAUGUUCUUGCUGCUGCCUCAACUGGAUUAGGAUUAGUUGGUGGAACUGUUCUUGGUGAAAUGACCGACGAUAACUCUGGAGACAAUAAUGACAACAAACGAAGAAAGGAUUUAGAAAAUUUAAGAAAAGAUAAAGAAGAAAUUGCACAGAAAAUAAAACAAAAUGAUGAUGAAAUGGAUAGAUUAAGAGCAAUUAUUAACGAUCCAAAUCGGAGCGAAGACGAUAAGAAUAAUGCCAGAAAACAAUUAAUUAUACUAGAAGGCGAAAACAAUAAUUUGAAAAACCGACUAAGAGAUUUAGAGGAUAAGAUGAAAAAUAUGGAAAAGGAUAGACCACCAAUGCCCACUGCCCCUUCAAUUCCUUGA